AUGAGCUGUAAGGACUACCAGCUUCAAAGAAAUCCACCUCCUACUUUGCUACAUCCUGAAAAAUGGUGCAGAGGAUUCAACCAUUUCAUUUCGCAGCAUGAACGAAUACACACUAGAAGACCUUACCAUGUGGAUGGAGCUGACAAGUACUCUCUAGAUGAUGAUCUGGUAAACCUAGAAGUUCUAGAUGAGGAUACAAUUAUCCAUCAGCUGCAGAAACGCUAUGCUGACUUACAAAUUUAUACAUAUGUUGGAGACAUUUUAAUAGCCUUAAACCCCUUCCAGAACCUCAGCAUUUAUUCUCCCCAGUUCUCUAAGCUUUACCAUGGUGUGAAGCGUUCAUCAAAUCCCCCCCACAUAUUUGCAUCUGCGGAUGCUGCCUACCAAAGUAUGGUUACAUUCAGCAAAGAUCAGUGCAUUGUCAUCAGUGGGGAAAGUGGUGCUGGAAAGACAGAAAGUGCCCAUCUGAUCGUCCAACAUUUGACCUUCUUGGGAAAGGCAAAUAACCGUGCUUUGCGUGAGAAAAUUCUUCAGGUAAAUCCUCUGGUUGAAGCAUUUGGAAACGCCUGCACUGCCAUCAAUGACAACUCAAGUCGCUUUGGAAAAUAUCUGGAAAUGAUGUUUACACCCACAGGAGCUGUAAUGGGGGCAAAGAUUUCUGAGUAUCUACUUGAAAAAUCAAGGGUCAUAAAACAGGCUGUGGGAGAGAAAAAUUUCCAUAUCUUUUAUUACAUUUAUGCUGGCCUUUAUAAUCAAAAGAAGCUUUCUGAAUAUAGACUUCCUGAUAAAAAGCCUCCUAGAUAUAUUGAUAAUGAAACUGGAAAAGUAAUGCAUGAUAUCAUUACUAAAGAUUCCUAUGGAAGACAAUUUGAAGCAAUUCAGCAUUGCUUUAGAAUUAUAGGAUUCACUGAUGAGGAAGUGUACUCAGUGUACAGAAUUCUGACUGGAAUUCUAAAUACUGGAAAUAUUGAGUUUGCUGCCAUUUCUUCACAACACCAAACAGAUAAAAGUGAAGUUCCCAACCCAGAAGCCUUAGAUAAUGCUGCUGCACUGCUAAGUAUUGGGUCAGAAGAACUUCAAGAGGCUCUAACCUCCCACUGUGUUGUAACACGAGGGGAGACGAUUAUCCGAACAAACACCGUGGACAAAGCAGCUGACGUGCGAGAUGCCAUGUCUAAAGCACUUUAUGGCCGCCUCUUCAGCUGGAUCGUAAAUCGCAUUAAUACGCUGCUGCAGCCAGAUAAAAAUAUAUGCAAUACUGAAAAUGGGAUGAAUAUUGGGAUACUAGACAUAUUUGGAUUUGAGAACUUCGCAAGAAAUUCCUUUGAACAGCUCUGCAUAAAUAUCGCUAAUGAACAGAUUCAGUUUUAUUUCAAUCAACAUAUCUUUGCACUUGAGCAGAUGGAAUAUCAGAGUGAGGGAAUUGAUGCUACCGCAGUAGAGUAUGAAGACAACCGUCCACUUCUAGAUAUGUUUCUCCAGAAACCCAUGGGUCUCCUGUCUCUACUAGAUGAAGAAAGUCGAUUUCCUCAGGCAACAGAUCUAACUUUAGUUGAUAAAUUUGAAGGCAAUUUACGAUGCAAAUACUUUUGGAGACCAAAAGGAGUAGAAUUGUCGUUUGGUAUUCAGCACUAUGCUGGAAAGGUAUUAUACGAUGCCAGUGCAUUCCUUGAGAAGAAUAGAGACACACUUCCUGCUGACAUAGUGGUGGUCUUGCGAACUUCAGAGAACAAACUUCUUCAGCAGCUGUUCUCUAGCCCAUUAACAAAGACAGGCAAUUUGACUCACUACAAAAAUACAAGUAAGAACGUUUUGAAUUACCACAAACGAAAGACAGAGAAGAAUCUUUUUGUCUUCCAGGUUGACACAAUGGAGGUUAUGCGGCAUCCUGAAGAAACAACUAACAUGAAGCGGCAGACUAUGGCUUCCUAUUUUAGGUAUUCCCUCAUGGAUCUUUUAUCCAAAAUGGUUGUUGGACAGCCUCACUUUGUUCGCUGCAUUAAACCUAAUGAUGAUCGAGAAGCACUGAUGUUUUCUCAUGAGAGAGUUCUACUGCAGCUACGAUACACUGGAAUUCUGGAAACUGUCAAAAUACGUCAAAAAGGGUAUUCUCAUCGGAUCCUCUUUGAUGAGUUUGUGAAAAGGUAUUACUACCUUGCAUUCAAGGCACAUGAAACUCCCCUUGGUAGCAGAGAAAACUGUCUUGCCAUUUUGGAGAAAUCUAAACUAGACAACUGGAUUCUUGGGAAAACCAAGGUUUUUCUAAAGUAUUACCAUAUAGAACAGUUGAAUUUGUUCCUGAGAGAAGUUAUAGGAAGGGUCGUGGUCAUGCAAGCCUAUAUCAAGGGAUGGCUUGGAGCAAGGAGGUACAAGAAAGUCAAAGAGAAAAGAGAAAAUAGUGCUGUUACCAUACAGUCAGCCUGGAGAGGAUAUGAAGCUCGCAGGAAGUACAAGGAAAUAAGGAACAGAAGAACUGAUGCUGCUAUACAUAUUCAAGCAGCUUUCAGGGGGUACAUUGCUCGUAAAAACUACACAAGAUUGAAAAACAGCCCUGGUUACGUGGCAGAUCCUCAGCUUAAGAGCAGCUGUUCUACUUCUGAAUUUGGCUGUGAAGAGCACUGGCAGCAAACCAGUAACCAGUCUUCUCCUGUGGUGCCUGAUUUUCCUGACAAACAAACAAAAAAGAAUGAUUUGGAUGAGAUUUCUGCUUCUCCAUUUAUUCAAAGACAUUCGUUCAAAAUGAAUGUUUCACAAUCAAUUAGCCAGCCCUGGUCAGUUGCAGAGCAUCAGUUGUCAAGUCCCUUGAGAUCCCAUAAGAAAGGAGGUUCAGAAAACUGUCUUGAACAGAAGCUGAGAACACCUCGUCGACGAUGUCAGCAGCCCAAAAUGCUGAAUAGCCCUGAGGACAACAUGUACUAUAACCAGUUAAAUGGAACUCUAGAAUAUCAAGGGAGCAAGAGGAAGCCAAGAAAACUUGGCCAAAUCAAAGUGCUGGAUGGUGAGGAUGAGUAUUACAAAUCAUUGUCAGCUGUUGAAUCUACCCCUGAACAUGACAGCUUCCUUUGUACCCCAUCUCCUCCUUCUUCAAGACGUGUAUCUUUUGCUCAAAGCUGAACCUUACUUACUCUAUUGACUAACACUGGUAAGAGAAUUUUCGUGCUUGUAUCUCUUCCAAUUAACUUUGUACAUGUGUGUUUUUAUAAGAUAUAAUAAAACACAAUUUCAGCUAGUAACUUUCUCUCACUAAUUUAGACCUGGUUUUGCAGCUGUAAUUUGUCCCAUUUAGCUGAGUUUCUGUAAGCAACUCCAAGUAAAGGGGAGCAGCACUUCCUUACCUGUAUGUGUUGAUGUUGCUAACAGAUACAAUUCUUCAGCAGCAAGGUUAGUUUACACAGUUCCCACCCCUUCUUCCCUGCUCCCCCGGCUGCUGUUCCCACCCUGUGCCAUCCCUUCUGUUGUGCUGGCACAACUGCUGGUAGAGCUGUGUGAAGAAUAAGAUCAAGGAAUUUACUGAACUGGAUUAAAAGAACUCUGUACUAAAAAUUUUCAUUGGGGGUCAUAGUGAAAAUGUUUUGUAUUUCAUUAGACCGAUAUUAACCAUCCUUUAUAACUUUCUGUGCUGUGUAUGG
Molecule: messenger RNA, 3629 nt
Organism: Melopsittacus undulatus (budgerigar)
Lineage: Eukaryota; Metazoa; Chordata; Aves; Psittaciformes; Psittaculidae
Gene: MYO3B
Product: myosin IIIB
Exons: 29
Coding region: 1-3114 (1037 amino acids)
Biological process (GO): positive regulation of filopodium assembly; regulation of actin filament length; sensory perception of sound
Cellular component (GO): myosin complex; photoreceptor inner segment; stereocilium tip
Molecular function (GO): protein binding; protein serine/threonine kinase activity; ATP binding
Source: RefSeq, a predicted model, not a curated record